UUCUCGUCGAUCCGCUCGCCAUUUCUUUUUCCGUCCCUCCCUGGUUUCGCCUUUUCCGAGGGGAUAUCGGCGCGUGAAACGGAGCUUGUACGAGCUAGGGUUUUGGAUAGUAGUUAGCUUUUGAUUACUCUAGGGUCGAUGAGAUUGCAGAUGCGUGUAAUGUGACUGCGAAGCCGAGCUCCGGAGUUGCAGCUCUCCUACGCUUGUAGGACUAGACUGGACUUACGACCUUGUCAUCGACAUUCCGCCGUUUGGAACUUGUUUUCGUUCUUGUCAGAUUGGGCAGGCUUCGGCUGGUAAUGAACUUCCAAUGCCCGUGUGACGGCCAGAAAAAUAAAAGAACUUGAACUGUGUUGAGUUUCAUGAUUGAUUGAUGCCGCACUGCACAAGUUUCGUUUUUUUCUUGGUUUUGAGGAUGGCCAGGCCUGUAAUGAACUUGGAUCAGAUAUUUUCCUAGGUAAUGAUGUUGUCUAGAUUACUUGAGAAUGCGGCCGAUAUUGGGUUAGGCAAAUGAUCCUAUUUUGAGCUGGGAUCAAGCAAUUGCCCCAACCUUGAUGUGGGGUCGGGGCAAAGGCAUUUGGAUAAGUUGUCCUCUUUCUUUUCCUCCCUUUCUCGAUCAUCCGUGCGCCUUUCGGUUUCUAUUGUUGAUCAGUUUCUCCUUUCAGAAUGUCAUGGUUUUCCAGGGACUGAUAUCUGCUUUUCACUUGAGGUUGCAAGAGUAUUCCGUGGAGACAACCAUAGCGAUGAUCAUUGAUGGAGAUGCUAGUCUGAAGAUCGACACACAGCAUCUGAGAGACCUUAGUUUUCGUAUUUGCUCGAUCUACCAGUUUAUUGGUGAACUCCAGAUUCAACCUGAUAAUGAGGCGGUGUUGAGGGCUCGAGUGGGUAGAAAUGUCGAUGGCCUCAACCUCAACCUCUACUAUCAGUCUUUGCAGCUUGUUAUGCAGUUUCAGGCUGAACGCACGAGGUGUCAAUCAACUUAACAUACCUUUCUACCGAGAAAGGAUCCUCAGAAGUUCUUUUAGGAAGGACACGAGGGUAAACAAACCGAUGAAACUGUUUCCUUUCCAACCCCUCGGCAUCAACAGCAGCAACGGCGGUUGGGAUUUAUGUCUGUCUGGACGGAUUGAUUCUUUUGUAAGUGAAGGAAGCUGAAGUAACGCUGAGUUGAUGAAACAUCAUAGCAUCUAAACUAAGCAUUGCUCGGCAGGGCACAGGAAGAAGCAACUGCUGUAGCUAUUUCACUGGAUGGAUGCAGCUGAGGAACAAUGAUCGACGUGGAGUUCAGUGGCGACACGCCGGAGCUAUGAGGGAAGAAAUCGAUGGAAUCACCUGGGAAGGAGAAGCUUGAAGGGCAAGGUCGUUGCCGAUGUGGGAGAGGCAGGUGAUGGAGCGAGCGAAGGUCUUCAAGGCGUUGCCGCUCUGGGUGAACUCCAUUUUUCGAGCUCUUCGCUUCCCUCUCUGUAGUGACGCUACGGAUUUUUUUGUGGUGGUCGCUGAAAAAUUGGCGGGAUUGGAAGAA
Eucalyptus grandis is the source of this 1522-nucleotide messenger RNA. Its product is annotated as CST complex subunit TEN1-like. Gene Ontology annotation, cellular component: CST complex. Lineage: Eukaryota; Viridiplantae; Streptophyta; Magnoliopsida; Myrtales; Myrtaceae. Gene Ontology annotation, biological process: negative regulation of telomere maintenance via telomerase. The coding region runs from base 555 to 983 and encodes 142 amino acids. The record is from RefSeq and is a predicted model, not a curated record. Gene Ontology annotation, molecular function: telomerase inhibitor activity; single-stranded DNA binding; telomeric repeat DNA binding. The transcript is spliced from 2 exons.